Molecule: messenger RNA, 2001 nt
Organism: Prunus mume (Japanese apricot)
Lineage: Eukaryota; Viridiplantae; Streptophyta; Magnoliopsida; Rosales; Rosaceae
Product: beta-glucosidase 12-like
Biological process (GO): carbohydrate metabolic process
Molecular function (GO): beta-glucosidase activity
Source: RefSeq, a predicted model, not a curated record
CCAUCUACUUACUAGUUAUGGCAAUGCAAUUACGCUCUUUGCUCUUGUGUGUGCUGCUGCUUCUCCUUGGCUUUGCUUUGGCAGAUACCAAUGCUGCUGCCAGGAUCCAUACACCCGUUGUCUGUGCAAAUCUCAGCAGGACCAAUUUCGAUACUCUUGUACCAGGCUUCGUAUUUGGGGCUGCUACAGCAUCUUACCAAGUAGAAGGUGCUGCAAACUUGGACGGUAGAGGACCAAGCAUAUGGGAUACUUUCACCCACAAACAUCCAGAAAAGAUCGCUGAUGGCAGCAAUGGAGAUGUUGCUAUUGAUCAAUAUCACCGCUAUAAGGAAGAUGUGGCAAUUAUGAAAGAUAUGGGGUUGGACUCGUAUAGAUUCUCUAUCUCAUGGUCCAGAGUGUUACCAAAUGGAACACUAAGUGGUGGAAUUAACAAGAAAGGAAUCGAAUACUACAAUAAUCUCAUCAAUGAACUCCUACGCAAUGGUAUAGAGCCAUUAGUGACACUCUUCCACUGGGAUGUUCCCCAAACCUUAGAGGACGAAUAUGGUGGUUUCUUAAGCAAUCGUAUUGUCAAUGACUUUGAAGAAUAUGCAGAACUUUGUUUUAAGAAAUUUGGUGAUCGAGUGAAGCAUUGGACCACACUUAAUGAGCCAUAUACCUUUAGUAGCCAUGGUUAUGCAGACGGGAUCCACGCACCAGGACGAUGCUCUGCUUGGUAUAACCAAACAUGCUUUGGUGGAGAUUCGGCUACUGAACCAUAUUUGGUGACACACAACCUACUCCUUGCUCAUGCAGCCGCUGUAAAAUUGUACAAGAAAAAAUAUCAGGCAUAUCAAAAAGGUGUGAUAGGAAUAACAGUGGUAACACCUUGGUUUGAGCCCGCUUCAGAGGCAAAGGAAGACAUAGAUGCUGCAUUUCGAGCUUUGGAUUUUAUAUAUGGAUGGUUUAUGGACCCAUUGACAAGAGGUGACUAUCCGCAGAGCAUGCGAUCUCUUGUUGGAGAACGAUUACCAAAUUUCACAAAAAAAGAAUCCAAGUCAUUGAGUGGGUCAUUUGAUUAUAUUGGAGUAAACUACUAUUCUGCUAGAUAUGCAAGCGCUUCUAAGAAUUAUUCUGGACGUCCAAGCUACUUAAAUGAUGUUAAUGUUGAUAUAAAAACUGAGCUUAAUGGAGUUCCCAUUGGUCCACAGGCUGCUUCAAGCUGGUUAUAUUUUUACCCAAAAGGACUUUACGAUCUUCUAUGCUACACAAAGGAAAAGUAUAAUGAUCCAAUCAUAUACAUUACUGAGAAUGGUGUGGAUGAAUUCAAUCAGCCCAAUCCCAAAUUAUCACUUUUCCAACUCCUUGAUGAUAGCAAUAGAAUUUACUACUACUAUCACCACCUUUGUUACCUCCAAGCAGCAAUUAAAGAGGGUGUUAAAGUGAAGGGGUACUUUGCAUGGUCAUUGCUAGACAAUUUUGAAUGGGACAAUGGAUAUACUGUUCGGUUUGGUAUCAACUAUGUUGAUUACGACAAUGGACUGAAAAGACACUCAAAACACUCAGCGCACUGGUUCAAAAGUUUCCUCAAGAAAUCUUCAAGGAAAACGAAAAAGAUCCGAAGAUGUGGGAACAACAAUACUAGGGCUACCAAGUUUGUGUUUUAAAUUUGAAUCCAUGUGAUGAAUAAAGUACAACUCCUCCUCCAUAGAGUCGUUGUUCAAGUUGUUUUUCAUGUUUUAACUUUAUGUUUGGCUCUUUCUGAGUCGGAAUAAGUUGCAGCAACUCAUUGUGAGUUAGUUGUCUCUCCUUAUGAGUGUUUAGUUUUAAUUUUACUUUACGUCAUGUGCUUGGUUUAUCAACGUUUGUUUGCUUUAUGUGGUAGAGGUGCUUUGACCCUUCUCAUAUGUGGUUGGAGGGAUACCUUAUGUCUAAAUGUUGUUGAUGUAUCCUUCAUGUGUUUGUAUUAGUCCAUGUGGUCAAUGGCUCUUUAUGACUAAAUUAUGAAUGCAAUUCCUCUAG